Messenger RNA from Nyctereutes procyonoides (raccoon dog), 3148 nucleotides. It is a transcript of the gene TBCD, whose product is annotated as tubulin folding cofactor D. Gene Ontology annotation, biological process: adherens junction assembly; bicellular tight junction assembly; tubulin complex assembly. The record is from RefSeq and is a predicted model, not a curated record. Lineage: Eukaryota; Metazoa; Chordata; Mammalia; Carnivora; Canidae. Gene Ontology annotation, cellular component: lateral plasma membrane. The transcript has 18 exons. Bases 121 to 1803 code for a protein of 560 amino acids. Gene Ontology annotation, molecular function: GTPase activator activity; beta-tubulin binding.
CGGAGGUCGCGGGGCGGGGCCGGCGUCGGUGGCGACCGCCUGUGCCUCAGCCGUCGCCCUCGGCCCGCGUCAGCCCGCGUUCGCCUUCCCGGAGCUCGGGCGCGGCCGCGGACGCCGAGCAUGGCCCUGGGCGAGGAGCGGGCGGCGGGCGCGCCGGAGGACGGGGCGGAGGACGAGGUGCUGGCGCGCGGCAGCGCCCUCGAGGCGUUCGGCGAGAGCGCGGAGACCCGGGCGCUGCUCGGCCGCCUGCGGGAGGUGCUCGGCGACCGUGCGGCCCGGGAGGGCGCCCUGGAGCGGUUCCGAGUGAUAAUGGACAAAUACCAGGAGCAGCCUCAUCUGCUGGACCCGCACCUCGAAUGGAUGAUGAACUUGUUGUUGGAUAUAGUGCAAGAUAAGACAUCUCCAGCUGACCUCAUGCACCUGGCUUUUAAAUUUCUUUACAUCAUCACCAAGGUUCGAGGAUAUAAAACAUUUCUUCGUUUAUUUCCUCAUGAAGUAGCCAACGUACAGCCUGUUUUAGAUAUGUUUACAAAUCAGAAUCCCAGAGACCAUGAGACUUGGGAGACGCGCUACAUGCUGUUACUGUGGCUCUCUGUGACCUGCUUGAUCCCUUUUGAUUUUUCACGCCUGGAUGGGAACCUCCUUACGCAACCUGGACAGACGCGAAUGUCCAUAAUGGAUCGCAUUCUCCAAAUAGCAGAGGCCUACCUGGUUGUCAGUGACAAGGCCCGAGAUGCAGCCGCUGUCCUCGUGUCCAAGUUUGUCACACGGCCUGAUGUCAAGCAGAAGAAGAUGGCCGGCUUCCUGGACUGGAGCCUGCACACCUUGGCCCGCUCCUCCUUCCAGACCAUCGAGGGGGUCAUUGCCAUGGACGGGACGCUGCAGGCCCUGGCGCAAAUAUUUAAGCAUGGAAAGCGUGAGGACUGUUUACCCUACGCUGCCACCGUCCUCAAGUGCCUGGAGGGCUGCAACCUCCCCGACAGCAACCAGACCUUGCUCCGGAAACUUGGAGUGAAGCUCGUGCAGCGGCUGGGACUGACCUUCCUGAAGCCCAGGGUGGCAAAGUGGAGGUACCAGCGCGGCUGCCGCUCCCUGGCCGCCAACCUGCAGCCGCGCGCGCAGGGUCCGGAGGGGUCGCAGAUGCCCGCGGAGACUGCCGACUGCGAUAGCGACGGCGACUAUGACGUGCCCGAGGAUGUGGAGAGUGUGAUAGAGCAGCUGCUGGUUGGGCUGAAGGACCAGGACACGAUCGUGCGGUGGUCUGCGGCCAAAGGGAUUGGCAGGAUGGCUGCGAGGCUUCCCAGAGAGCUGGCGGAUGACGUGGUUGGGUCCGUGCUGGAUUGUUUCAGUUUUCAGGAGACGGACAAUGCCUGGCACGGUGGCUGUCUGGCGUUGGCGGAACUGGGCAGAAGAGGCCUGUUGCUCCCUUCUCGACUCGAGGAUGUUGUUCCCGUGAUCCUGAAGGCGCUGACCUAUGAGGAGAAGCGGGGCUCCUGCAGCGUGGGCACCAACGUUAGAGACGCCGCCUGCUAUGUGUGCUGGGCCUUUGCACGUGCCUACGAGCCCCGGGAGCUGCAGCCCUUCGUGGCCGCCAUUUCCAGCGCCCUGGUGAUUGCCACAGUGUUUGACCGAAACAUAAACUGCAGGAGAGCAGCCUCUGCCGCUUUCCAGGAGAAUGUGGGAAGACAGGGCACUUUCCCCCAUGGAAUCGACAUUUUGACCGCAGCGGACUACUUUGCUGUUGGCAACAGAGCUAACUGUUUCCUGGUUAUAAGGAUUUCCCACCUGUGGCGUUUUAUCUGAAUGAAUUGACUGCGGUGGGAUGGCUGGAUCUUUACGUUUUACAUUCCUUGGGCGAUGCCAUUCACCGUCCACGGAGGCUGCUCCACAGAGGUGCUCCCAGCGGUGUUUCUAGAUGCCUCUAGGUCCUUCCAACGAUGGCUGCACCCGCACCCCCAGGUUUGGCUGUCUGGUGGGUGGACGGAGGCUUCCUGUCUGUCUCCUCCUCCGAGGAGGAGGCUGGACGCCAGCUGUGUCCAUUUCCUUCUCUGUAAACUGAGGCUUUUCCUCUGAGGUGAUAGUGUUUUCUUACAGAUUUGGAACAAUUUUAUUUUAAAGAGGUUUCUUAUUAAUAGUGGUAACAGUUGCUGGUAUUUUUUCUGAGUUUGUUUUUAUCUUUUGACUUCACGAUGUGUUUUUCCUGGCAGACGUUUUUCUUUUUGGUCACGUGUUUGAAUGUACCGACUGAUCUUCCUUGAUGGCCUCUGAGUUUUGGCGAGAUCGGGUGCACUCAGGGUGGUAUGGCCGUACGGCCUCUGGGUUUUGAGUCGUAGGUAGAGUGCGCCUGUCCUACUUGGAGAUUUUUUUUCUUAAUCCUCCUACAGUAUUUUUACUAGAUGUGACUUCUAUUUUUAUUUAUCUUUAAAGAUUUACUUAUUUGACAGAGCGAGCGACCACGCAGCAGGGGGAGGGGCAGAGGGAGAGGGGGAAGCAGACGCCCCGCUGAGCAGGGAGCCUGAUGCGGGGCUCGGUCCCAGGACCCCGGGGUCACGACCUGAGCCGACACUUCAGCGACUGAGCCCCCCAGGCGCCCUGUACCUUUCAUCUCUGAGGCAGGAUUUACAUUCCAUCAGCUGUCCUUGAGUGAAGCGCACGGUUGAGCAAGAGCGGACACCUGGUGUCACCUGGUGUCAGCAAGGUCUCCCCUGGGUGACCGGCACCUGCAUGACACGCGGCGGCGAGCAGCCUCAGCCCGUCGCUGUGGACCGCUGGUGCCUUUUGUAGAACAUCUCGUGGUGGAAUCAGGAAGGAUGUACUCCUGCGUCCGGCUUCUCAGCUCAGCACGUUGUUCCGAGCGUUACGCCUGCAGCGUGUGCGCCCGGAGCUCGCUCCUGUCUGUUGCUGGUGGCUGGUGGCGUGCCACAGCGUCCCUCUGAGCUCACCCGUCCCAGACGGUCAGGCUGUUUGGAGGGUGUGGCUCGGAGGAGUACCCUGCUCUGAGCCGUACGUCUUCAUGUGGGUGCUUAGCUGUGGUUGUUUCUGGGUAAAUACUUCCAGGGGGACUUCUGUGUCCUUAACUUUAUAAGGAACUGCCAAACCGAAGGUGGCUGUACGCGCCACAGGCAUCGGCGGGAGUUCCUGCUCCUUC